This is a messenger RNA of Actinia tenebrosa (Australian red waratah sea anemone), 1577 nucleotides long. RefSeq lists its product as uncharacterized. NCBI's taxonomy places the organism in Eukaryota, Metazoa, Cnidaria, Anthozoa, Actiniaria, Actiniidae. Gene Ontology annotation, cellular component: clathrin adaptor complex. Gene Ontology annotation, biological process: intracellular protein transport; vesicle-mediated transport. The record is from RefSeq and is a predicted model, not a curated record.
AUGGGGUUGCCAGAGCAAAUCGUGUCAGAUAACGGGCCCCAAUUUACCUCCGAAGUGUUCAAACGUUUUGCACAGUCCAACGGCAUUCGCCAUAUCAUGGGCGCACCGUACCACCCUUCUACAAACGGAAUGGCUGAGCGUUUGGUUCAAAGUUUCAAGCGCGCUGUCAAGGCAGACUUGACUGGUCGAGACUUACAGCACAAACUUGAUCGCUUCCUCAUGGCCUACCGUGUUUCACCCCAUGCCACCACAGAACAGAGUCCCRCACAGCUCCUUUUUGGGAGGAACCUGAAGACAAAGCUUGGUCUGCUUAAGCCUGACGUGAAGAGACAAGUUGAUAAAAAGCUCCUCACAAGCGAGACCAAACCCAUGAAAGUGUUCACUGUUGGAGACAAGGUUUGGGCCAGAAACUUUGUUAGUGGUGUCAAAUGGGUUCCAGGUGAAGUCGUUAAACAGGUGGGUCCGGUGCUAUAUCAUGUUAGUGCCAAGGGCAUGGUCUGGAAGCGGCAUGCUGAUCAAAUCUGCAGUCUGUGUACAGAUUAUUGUGGUGUUYUGAAUGAAGAAGCAAUCAAGUGUAACUUUCCUUUGAUCUAUGAACUACUGGAUGAAAUCCUGGAUUUUGGGUACUUACAAGUAAUGUCAACUGAAACCUUGAAAGCGUACGUGUACAAUCAGCCGGAGCUGGUGGGUAGUUCUGAUCAGUCAGUAUGGCAGUGCAGUGGUGGAACAGUGUAUGGUACUGAAAGAAUGUCACUUCCAAGUUCUGCAGCUAAUAAACCUGUUAUACCACACAAUACAAAGUUUUUCAAAAGCCAGAAAAAUGAGAUCUUUGUGGACCUUUUGGAGAGCCUCACAGUGCUCAUUGGAUCAAAUGGCAAUAUUCUACGCAGGGAGAUUGAUGGCUGUAUUAAAAUGAAGAGUUUUCUGAUCGGAAGACCAGAUGUCAGGAUAGCACUGAAUGAAGACCUGACCAUUGGAUCAACAGACGUACUCUCUCCAGUAUCUUCCAUCGGUGUUCAACUCAAGGACUGUAAUUUCCACGAGUCAGUUGACUUGACAGAUUUUGAUUCAACAAAGACGUUGGCUGUUUCUCCAACCGAUGGUGAAGUUACUGUGAUGCAGUAUAGGAUUUCWGGUGAUCUUCAUUCUGCUCUGCCUUUUAACCUUGUCACAUUUGUUGACGAACAUGAAGCAACGAAAUCAAUGGAGGUCAUCUUGAAGCUUCGCUGUAACAUCGCGCAAAGCAGUUAUGGUAACAAUGUCGUGGUUAGAAUUCCUGUUYCAAAAUCAACAGACUCUGUUUCUUAUACCAUCGCACAAUCUGGACAGUCCGGGGAAUACAAGCCUUCAGAGAAGACCUUCUACUGGACGGUUCGUAAAAUCCAGGGCAGAGCCGAGGUGUCAAUAUGUAUGAAGAUUAAUUUAAAAGAAAAGUUGAAAACUGCAAGAAAAGAAAUUGGACCCGUGAGCCUUGAUUUCGAGAUACCAAUGUACAUCUGCUCAGGGAUGACAAUUCGUUAUCUCAAAGUAUUUAAUAAAGAAAAAGCUACGAAUCCAUUUCGAUGGGUGCGUUACAU